Molecule: messenger RNA, 2425 nt
Organism: Myotis daubentonii (Daubenton's bat)
Lineage: Eukaryota; Metazoa; Chordata; Mammalia; Chiroptera; Vespertilionidae
Gene: AMIGO3
Product: adhesion molecule with Ig like domain 3
Biological process (GO): brain development
Cellular component (GO): membrane
Molecular function (GO): protein binding
Source: RefSeq, a predicted model, not a curated record
UCCUGGGUGGGAGGAUCUCAGUGUAAGGGGCUCAGGGGCGCCACCAGCAGGUAGUGCAAGUCCACCUGCCCCCUAAUACACACUGAGCCCUUCAAAGCCAACAGCGACUUACAGGCUGCUCCCCUGGCGUCCCAGCUACUGUUUUCACGGAGAACCCGCCGGCCGGCUCGCCGGGGUCGUGACUGCUCCGCCCCCUCCGACGGGAGCCAAUGGGAGCCGAGGCCCCGCCCCUGAGCAAUCACCUCCCGAGAGUAUUUAGGGGCCCCGUGUCCAGGAGGACACUCGCAAGGCUGGGGAAACCCGAGAAGGGAGCCGGGGAGCGCAGCUCAGACUGCAACCGGGAGCGGGAGCUGCCGGCUGUGCGGGUGGAGCUCGCAUCCUGCCUCCCAGGCCACCGGCCGGAACAGAGUGGGGUUCCCAGAGCUGCGCUCCGCAGAGCGGCGGACCCACCCCAGGUGGUCCCGCCAUGACCUGGCCGGUGCUGCUGGGCGCACUGCUAUGCACGCUACACCUCGGCUCAGGCUCCCUGGACUCCGAGGGCUCCGUGCCCCUGGCGCCCCUUAACUGUCCCCACAAGUGCAUCUGCGCUGCCGACCUGCUGAGCUGCGCGGGCCUGGGGCUGCAGGACGCGCCGGCCGCCUUACCCGCGGCUGCUGCCGACAUCGACCUGAGCCACAACGCGCUCCAGCGCCUGCGCCCCGGCUGGCUCACGCCCCUCUCCCAGCUGCGCGCCCUGAGCCUGGGGCACAACCAGCUGGAGGCCCUGGGUCGCGGCGUCUUCACCAACGCCAGCGGCCUGCGGCAGCUCGACCUGUCCUCCAACUCGCUGCGGGCGCUCGGCCGCCACGACCUCCACGGGCUGGGGGCGCUCGAGACGCUGCUUCUGUUUAACAACCGCCUGGCGCACUUGGACCGGCUGGCCUUCCAGGGCCUGGGCGCGCUCCGCUGGCUCUACCUGGGCUGCAACGAGCUGGCGUCCUUCUCCUUCGACAGCCUGCACGGGCUCAGCGUGACCCACCUCCGCACCCUGGACCUCUCCUCCAACCGCCUGGGGCGGGUCCCCGUGCCGGACCUGGCCGCGCUGCCGGCCUUUCUCAAGAACGGCCUUUACCUGCACAACAACCCGCUGCCCUGCGACUGCCGCCUCUACCACCUGCUGCAGCGCUGGCACCAGCGGGGGCUGAGCGCCGUGAGCGACUUCGCGCGCGAGUACACCUGCCUGGCGUUCCGGGUGCCCACCUCCCGCGUGCGCUUCUUCGCGCACAGCCGCGUUUUCGAGAACUGCUCGGCGGCCCUGGCUCGGGGCCUGGAGCAGCCGGAAGAGCAGCUGCAGGUGCAGGUGGGCGGGCCCCUGAGGCUGGACUGCAACACCAGCGCCCCUGCCCGGCACAUCGCCUGGGUCUCCCCGCAGCGAGAGCUGCUGGUGGCGCCAGGAUCCCGCAACGGCAGCAUCGCGGUGCUGGCCAACGGCAGCCUGGCCAUCGGGAGCGUGCAGACCUGGCACGAGGGCGUCUUCGUGUGCCUGGCCACCGGGCCCCGCCUGCAGCACAACCAGACGCACGAGUUCAACGUGAGCGUGCACUACCCGCACCCCGCGCCCGAGGCUUUCAACACCGGCUACACCACGCUGCUGGGCUGCGUGGUGGGCCUGGUGCUGGUGCUGCUCUACCUGUUCGCCCCGCCCUGCCCCGGCUGCCGCCGCUGCUACCGGCGCGCCUGCUGCUGCCGCCGCCGGCCCCGCACCCCCAGCCCGCUGCAGCAGCUGAGCGCGCAGUCCUCGGUGCUCAGCGCCACGCCGCCCGACGCCCCCAGCCGCAAGGCCAGCGUCCACAAGCACGUGGUGUUCUUGGAGCCGGGCAGGAGGGGCCUCAACGGCCGAGUGCAGCUGGCGGUGGCGGAGGACUUUGACCUCUACAACCCCGUGGGUCUGCGGUUCAAGGUUGGCUCUGAGUCCACGAGCUCCACGGGCUCCGAGGGGCUGGUGAUGAGCUAGCGGCCCAGGGCGCCCCCCCGAGGCCACACCCACUGGCCGCUGGCCCUGCUCCCUGCUACGCAGAGAACUACCAGGCGCCGUGGUAGGCCCUCCCUCGCACAGCGGCCCCUCUCACUGGGCUGUCUCGGCACAGGGCCUGCCGUGCCCCUUUCCUGGGGACACGAGCAUGGGAACCGAGGUCCACCUGGAGAGCCCUGGCCUCAGAGCAGGGGCCGCUGAGGGGGAGGGAGUGGGUCAGGGGAAGGGGAGAUGGGGCCCCAUCCCCAGGUGGAAGUGGAAACAACCCCCCACACACACACUCCAACAGCCAACCUCCUCCCAGCUUCCCAAGUCCAGGCCGAGUCUGGUGGGCAGGCGGGAGGCAGGCAAGGCUCCUCAAGAGACCCCUGGGCCUGGCCUGGCCCCACCAAGUGGCCCUGCUCCCGUGGGGCC